GUGUGCAAAUUAGUUUAAUUUAACUGCCAGUUAUGGUUUAUGACAUUUACUAUUAAUUAACUAUAACUAUGUACAACCAUUGAUUCUAAGUUUUUGUUUCACCCUUGUGACCUGCGCCCCUACUAUGAUGCCUGUUUUUUGAACGGAUUAUCAUCAAAGUGCCCAAAGGUAAACAGUAUGUUUUUUUAUGAGGGUUCGUUAAUAUUUAACUCAUUGUUACUUUUAUAAAAAAGCAUGGCCAAAGGCAUUCACUGGUGCAAAUGUGUCACUAAACCAGGAAGCUAAACUAUUUAUUCAACCGUCACUUCUCAUCACUUUCAAAUUCUUAAAAUCCAUUUAACCUUCAAACAGUCAUGUUUUUAUUCAUGUUGUUGUAAGGUCAAAAUGGCUGCACAGCACUCCAUUGCACCUGCUUGGUGAGCUCUAUUGUCAUACAAAUGAAUAGAGCUGUAAGCAGAGUGCAGAGGGUGGAGUCCCAGAUCUGGAUCACUGUGGUUCUACCUGUUGUACCUGCUCUUUCUCUCUGCCCCCCUUCUUUCUCUCCUGCAGGUAUCAGCUGAUGAGGGCUCGGCCGGCCACAGCUCCCUGCCUUUACCUGCCCGUACACUUUCCUGCCCUGAAUCCACGCAUAAGGAAGCGAGGAGCGGCGCUGGUGGUAGAUGCAGCUCAACCUGUUUUUACUACUACAUUUUCACCUUCUCUCUCUCUCCGUCCAGACCGCAGGGGGACAGAGGGGGCAUUUGGAGGAGCCACCUGUGCUAUUUUUAGUUUGGGAUAACAACUCAAAAGUGGACACAUUCUUCGAUCUUCUUCUAGGAAUACAGCAUGAGUUCAGAUGAGUCUUACAACUUUGUCUUCAAAGUGGUGUUGAUAGGAGAGUCAGGUGUGGGCAAAAGCAACCUCCUGUCUCGCUUCACCAAGAAUGAAUUCAAUCACGACAGCCGCACAACCAUCGGAGUGGAAUUCAGCACACGCACUGUUCAACUGGACAACUUCACCAUCAAGGCACAGAUAUGGGACACAGCAGGCCUAGAGCGGUACCGUGCCAUCACUUCCGCGUAUUACCGAGGAGCAGUGGGUGCCCUUUUAGUCUAUGAUAUAAGCAAGCAUUUGACCUAUGAAAGUGCAGAGAGAUGGCUGAAGGAGCUGUACGACCACGCAGACCCACACAUUGUGGUGAUGUUGGUGGGGAACAAGAGAGAUUUGGAAACACUCAGAACCGUCCCGACUGAAGAGGCACGGGACUUUGCAGAGAAAAAAGGCCUCAUGUUUAUGGAGACCUCAGCGCUGGACUCCACAAAUGUUGAAGAUGCAUUUCAUGAAGUUCUUACAGCCAUCCAUAAGAAGGUAGCCAGCAGAGAAGUGACCCGUGGUUCCAUCAGUGCAGUAACCCUCUCCAAUCCGAUUGGAUCAUCAAACCAAGGUCAAGAGGAGAGGAAGCCAUGCUGCAAGAGCUCCUGACGGACUGAACAACGGCCAAAUGUAUCAUAGUGAUGCUUGAGAUUCACCAGUUCAAUGUGUCUUCACCUGUAAAGUAUCAAACGUGACAGUAUGCUUUGUGUAAGGGAGAUGACGAGAGGCCAGAUGGAGAACAUGCAUUUGAAAGUACAUUAGAAUAGUAGUGGGCACAGUUAGUCAGAUAUUGAUUUAUAUGGUUUUAUAUUUUUAAGAACAAUUUGUGGAUUUAUAAAAGCAUGCACUGGGAUUUACUUGCAAUAAAUUAUUUAUAAUAUGUUUUAGUACUUGAUUCAUUGUAAAGAUGCAGCUAUUUGUCUUUGUAAAAUGGUGCAGCCACAACAAAUUGGUGUGGUGUAAAGUUGAAAACACACUGUUUUCAUUUUGUAUUUGAGAACUAAACCAAAAAUGUGUCAAAUUGGAUUGACAUACAUGUCAUAAUCAGCUUUAACUUGUUGUUUUUAAGGAGUUUUCAUUAAAAUAAUAUAGUGACUAUA
Molecule: messenger RNA, 1952 nt
Organism: Boleophthalmus pectinirostris (great blue-spotted mudskipper)
Lineage: Eukaryota; Metazoa; Chordata; Actinopteri; Gobiiformes; Gobiidae
Product: ras-related protein Rab-25-like
Exons: 5
Coding region: 826-1461 (211 amino acids)
Biological process (GO): exocytosis
Cellular component (GO): recycling endosome
Molecular function (GO): GTP binding; GTPase activity
Source: RefSeq, a predicted model, not a curated record